Oldenlandia corymbosa var. corymbosa is the source of this 3318-nucleotide messenger RNA. NCBI's taxonomy places the organism in Eukaryota, Viridiplantae, Streptophyta, Magnoliopsida, Gentianales, Rubiaceae. The record is from the annotation of a GenBank genome assembly.
AAUCCUUGCACAUUUAUGUAACUCAGAUUUAAACACGUAAAUGAAAUCAUUUUAUUAGGACUACUAAUUUAUCAAGAUUUGAGUUCUUUUAGAUACGCCGGAAUCUCACCAGUAGAGGGAAAUAAUCAAAAGGACCAGACCAUUCAGUGAGGGAUACUGUCAUCCUGCUGAAUUCUCCAGAAAAUCAAGGACACCCAAUCCCUUUUUUUUUUGACUAUUUUGUCUCUCUGUGAAUCCUAGUACCAAGCUAAAUUAUGCAACAAUAGGUCGCCGUCGUCACUGUCUCUUUUCCCCGGCGGCCAAUUGCAAAAUUCCAAAUUCAUCUCAAAGGUGGCACCAAAUGUCUCGAGUCUCGUGUCGUGUCCAUCCCCUGUUAAAACCUCUGUAAUCUUUCUUUUCUGGUUAAAUUUGGCGAUUGACUCUUCAACGUAUAUAAAAGCCAAAUCAUCCACCCAAUAAUUGACCCUUUUAGUUUUUUUUAGGAACACCAUCAUUAUUAUAUUGUAAAUCGACAUACUUAAAUCGGGCUCCGAUCAAUGUACUCAGGUCCGACUCGUAACCUUUUUAUUCACUUUCUGCUCCUCCUAUUUUCAUCCCUGAUCUGGAUUCUUGAUCAGAAUCAAUUCUUUGCAAAAACCCAGUUACUCGGUUAUCCCAAUUUUUUAAUUUCGCUUGGAAAUUCUUGCAGCAGUUCGAAGAGCAAUGGCUCUGUCCAAUCCGACGACGUUGAAGCACGGGCUGUCCAUGUGGUGCAAUCAUCAGCCAAUGAACUCUGCUUCUUCUCUGGGUGGAUUGAAAAUGAAUCGGGUUCAUUUCCAGCCUUCCUUUGUUCCUUCUAGAAGCUUCUCGAGAAGAAACUACGUAGCCGCCUCCUCCUUUGCCAACGAGAAUCGCGAGUCAGUUCACUAAUCCCAAUUAAGUUUGUUUUUUUUUUUUCUGUAACAAUUCGAAAACAAAGUAAAAAGGACGCUUAAUAUGAAUUCAUACAUACAGGUUUGUGAUAGUGGGAGGAGGGAAUUCAGCUGGAUAUGCAGCUCGGACUUUCGUCGAGCAUGGAAUGGCCAAUGGCAAGCUCUGCAUUGUUUCUAAAGAGGCUUUUGCGCCGUAUGAGCGUCCGGCUCUUACAAAAGCAUAUUUAUUCCCGUUGGAUAAAAAGCCAGCCCGUUUACCAGGUUUCCACACUUGUGUUGGCUCAGGUGGAGAAAGGCAGACCCCUGAUUGGUACAAGGAGCAAGGGAUAGAGACGUUUUAUGAAGAUCCAGUAACUGGCAUUGACAUUGAAAAGCAAACCUUAACAACUAAUUCCGGAAAAUUGCUCAAGUAUGGUUCCCUUAUAGUAGCCACUGGAGCAACAGCUAGCAGGCUUCCAGAUAAAAUUGGAGGAAACUUACCUGGUGUCCACUACAUUCGUGAUGUUGCUGAUGCAGAUUCUCUUAUUUCAUCAUUGGAGAAAGCAAGUAAAGUAGUUGUUGUUGGUGGUGGCUAUAUUGGCAUGGAAGUUGCAGCUGCAACUGUUGCAUGGAAGCUUGAUACGACUAUAAUUUUUCCUGAAGAGCAUCUACUACAGAGGUUAUUUACCCCGUCUCUUGCCCAAAAAUAUGAACAAUUUUACCAAGAAAAUGGUGUCAAGAUUGUCAAGGGUGCUAGCAUAAAAUCGUUGGAAGCUAAUUCUGAUGGCCAUGUCACUGCCGUUAGACUUGAUAAUGGAUCGUCCAUUGAAGCUGACACGGUUGUUAUUGGCAUUGGAGCCAAACCUGCUGUUGGUCCCUUUGAAAAGCUUGGUUUAAAUAAGAAUGUUGGUGGAAUACAGGUGGAUGGGCAGUUCCGGACGAGUGUACCUGGGAUUUUUGCUAUUGGGGAUGUAUCUGCAUUUCCCUUAAAGAUGUAUAACCGAAUAGCACGAGUAGAGCAUGUUGACCAUGCUCGUCGAUCAGCACAGCAUUGCAUCAAAGCAUUACUGACUGCCAACACUUCCACAUAUGACUAUCUCCCGUAUUUUUACUCAAGAGUUUUUGAAUAUGAAGGAAGCCCAAGGAAAAUCUGGUGGCAGUUUUUUGGGGACAAUGUUGGAGAAACUGUUGAAAUUGGGAAAUUUGAUCCAAAGGUUGCAACUUUUUGGAUAGAAUCAGGUAAAUUGAAGGGAGUUCUUCUUGAAAGUGGAAGUCCUGAGGAAUUCCAACUGCUACCGAAACUAGCAAGAAGCCAGCCUAAUGUUGACAAAGCCAAGCUUCAGAGUGCUUCAUCCGUUGAGGAAGCACUAGAAAUUGCCAGAGCUUCAUUGCAAGACUAAAACACAACAUAGCGAAACAUGGGAAGGAGUUUACUCCACUUAAAAUGUCCACCCAGUCUUUGAAAAGGAUGUGUCCGUUUUCACUUCCCUCGUUUAAACGGAUAGAAUGGUGUGCAGUAUGGACGACCACAUUGUAAAACCUAGGUCUUUCCAAAAAUAGGUAUGGAACUCCAUCAAUAAAGAAGAGGCGUUUGAAUGUAAAGCAGGCUGAAUAAGUUAGGUUUCCUUGUAUUGUUUGCGAGUCGCCGAUAUUGCCAGAGCAAUUUUUAGCCUCCAGAGCAAAUUUUACACAUUUUUUCGGAACUGCUCUUAAUGUGGUCAAACCUAUCUUUUCUUAUCUCUCUAAUCCGCAGUUAAUCACAAAUAAAUUUUUCCGACACUGUCUCUCUGGCUCUCUACCUGCUGUUGCCUCUCCCUUCCCCUCCAAAAUCAAUAUAUUUUCUUCGGUGGUUGUAAAUCAAAGGUUUUUGUUUUCUUUAAUUGUGUUGUUAUUAGUUUGGUCACUAAUUUUCUUUCCUGGCCUGCGGUGAGCUCUUUCGUUUGGUUUUGGAUACCAUAAGCAAAGAAAAAUUUGAUUUCUAUUGUAUUCUGUUGGUAAGCCGCUUUUUUCAAUUCGAAUUGAUCCUCCAUUAACAUGGUGGAAUUUUAUUAAUUCUCUUUUAUUAUUACUUUGUGAGAGAAUAGAAUCAAUUGUGAGAGAAAAGUUAUAUUAGCCAUUGAAAUUUGUUUACAGGCUGAUUUUGAGAAGAUUAAAUCCUAGUUAUCAGGGCUUAUUAUAUACGAACAAUUCGUAGAAAUGAUGAAAUGCUUGCUUCUCUACCAAACUAUGAAAAUUUGUUUGAUCCUUGAAUACAUGGAUUCAAGAAUUCUGUGGUAAUUUUGUAUUUUGCAACCUUUGGUUCAAGGACAACGACUAAUUCUUUUAAUCCACAUCCCACCUACUGUAUUCUCUGUCAAUGAGAUCUAUUUGAUAACAAUUGUCCUUUGUUAUGCAACGAUCUAUGAGAUGUUUUGUUUCUUUGGAGAAA